Messenger RNA from Trichoderma harzianum CBS 226.95, 1069 nucleotides. RefSeq lists its product as hypothetical. Gene Ontology annotation, molecular function: hydrolase activity. The record is from RefSeq and is a predicted model, not a curated record. The coding region runs from base 1 to 1068 and encodes 355 amino acids. Lineage: Eukaryota; Fungi; Ascomycota; Sordariomycetes; Hypocreales; Hypocreaceae. The transcript has 7 exons.
AUGUCUCACCCAACGUUGAUGAGAAGCGAGAGAAUCGAUAUUGUUGUGUCUAUUGCAGAAAUUCUCUUGAGCGGCAUUUUCGGACUAUUCACAGCUUUAUUUCAAGGCUCCGCAGGGGCGCCUGGCUACUCGACACGCGUUAUUCAUCAUCUUUUACGAAAGACAGCCCGCUUGUCAGUGGCACAGUUCCAAUAUCUGGAUCGAAACACCAGCACCGAUCUAGUCUAUUCUCAAUUCGCCCAAAGAACGGGAAUUUCCGAGAAUAGCAUUUUGCUGUCCGAUGGAACACGUUGCCAUUGGAUUGGUUCCCAAGAAUGCAAAAGGGUCUUGCUUUACUUCCCCGGAAGCUUUGUUCUCCCUUCUAGCAGAUUUCAUCUGCAAUUCGCAGCCAAUUGUGCAAAAACACUUGAGCGCGAGGGACGUGAGGCAGCGGUUCUAGUAGUAUCCACAGAUCUCGCACCAGGCUCUCAGUAUCCGCGCCAAUUGAGCCAAGGAGCGACAGCCCUAAAGUACUUGCUUGAAAAGACAGGACGGAACCCAUCAGAUAUUACACUAGUCGGAGAUUCGGCAGCAGGGAAUCUGGCUCUUGCCCUCCUGUCACAUAUCAAGCAUCCGGCCCCAGAUGUUCCGCUUCUUGAACUGAGAGAAGACCUCCAAGGCGUUAUUCUCGCAUCACCGAUCACAGACUUUGAUGCCACGACACCGUCGGCAGUAGAAAACGCGAAGAAAGACUGGCUCGACCAGGGUGCUAUAAAAACCUGGGGUGACAACUAUGCGGGGCACAGCGUUCGAGAUAUAUAUAUUAACCCAGGCUUGGCAUCAGAAGAGUGGUGGAAAGAUAUAAGGGUAAAGAAGGCAAUCGUUCUCUUUGGGGAGUACGAACUCGCAAGAGACAGCAUCGAGACAUGGGUUACAAAGUUCAAGAAACACAAUCCGGAGACAACAGUGAUACUUGGGAAGGGUGAAUUCCACGCACAACCGGUCAUGGACCUUAUGCGGGGCUCGAAAGUACCGAGCAGGCAAGCGGAGGCGUUGAAACUGUGGUUGACACAAUCUUUGUGGUUAUAAG